AUGCAUAAAAACAGUCUUAGUACGACAAAUAUCACUUCAUUAGAUUGGUUGUCUGCAAAAAAUAUUUCUCGAAAAGAAUUCGACUAUUUCCACAUCCCGUCGUUUCUCGAUUAUGAUUAUAUCGCUUUAUUUGGUAAUGCUCGUGUUGCCGCUGUACAUCGCACAAGUAACGGCGAUGAGGCAAUACAAGCAGCAAUAAAAAAUGACGACGAAAUAAAGAUUGUGGUUGAUGACAGUAAAGCAAACGAAAAACAGUACAAAUGUGAAGUAUGUGGCAAGCAAUUCGGAAGUUCAGGAAUUCUCAAACACCAUAAGGUGCGUUCUGAAGAGACACCAAUUGACGCACGAAAACGUGCAAGCAUUCAUGUGUGA
Messenger RNA from Cercopithifilaria johnstoni, 372 nucleotides. The record is from the annotation of a GenBank genome assembly. Lineage: Eukaryota; Metazoa; Nematoda; Chromadorea; Rhabditida; Onchocercidae.